GGGAAAGGGAGCUGCGGGACGUUUGGUGAAAAUGGCUCAACGUCUGCGUUUGUACUUUGGCUCAGGCCGCAGUAACACAGCCCCGGAAAUACUGGAAGGAGACUCUGAGGAUCAGCAGGGAGACAAUGAUGUGGUAACGAUGCUCCGCAUGCAGCCACCUCCAGAUUCCACGGAGUCAGCUGCGUCACAUGCUCCACCAAGAGCUUCGCGGUUAGAGCCUUCGCUUAAACGCAGCUCCUCCAUGUUCAUACCCCAGCUCGCCUCCUACACUGAGCCACGGCCCACCAAGAGCUCCUCUAUGCACAUCUCGCUUCAGCGUUCCAAUGGAUCAACUAAUGGAGAUUCUCGUGGUCAUACUGCUGAUGACGAUGUCCCGCCACCCUGUUAUACUCCUCCAGGACCGGCGCCUGCCUAUACCGAACCACAAGUCCAAACAGACUUUCCACGACAGCCGCCACCUCCGUACUACAGCCCAGAAACUUUAAACUCGCAAGCUCUUCCAACAGAGCAGAACCUGCCCAAACGCAGGGUCUUUAAUAUUGGCGCCAAUGGCCAUACUAUGUACAGCAGGGGCCAACCUGGUAUCAGUGUUGGUGGUAUUUGCAUCCAGAAAAACUCUGCGGAUGGUUCUGAUACCCAACAUUUCAGAAUCCACCCUUAUGGGGGCACUGGAUGGUCUGUCCAGCAGCAGAGUUUGGACCAGUGCUCUGUUGUUAACGGUGGAACACAGAGACUAGUGUUUCAGCUCCAGAAAAACCCUAACCAGGACCAGAGCCAGGGCAGGCCACAGGCUGCUGCAUCCCAGGCAGAAUCCACAGAUGUUGGCUUUACCAGCUCAAGAGGUAGCCAGGUGGUACGUUACCCCAGGAUACGACUGGAGAGAAGAUCAUCGCAUCAGAUGCCGUUGCUGGAAAAUCAAAACCAAGAGACUUGUGCAGAUGGCAAAGUUAAAGAGAACCAAACAGACACUGAGACGGAGCAAAUGGAAGCAAGAAACACAGCUAAUGGUUGUACUUUCAAAAUCAGUGGGGAGUCUUCCAGGAGGCAGCCGCAUUUCAAGAUCUAUUUUACUCCAGGCGGAGGUGGAGAUCAGGAUGUGAGCCUCUGCAAUGAAUCCACCAGGAAUAAUCCCAAGACCAGAGAUGAUUUCCUGGGACAGGUUGAUGUUCCUCUCAGUCAUUUGCCGACGGAGGACCCUGCCAUGGAGCGGCCCUACACGUUUAAAGACUUCCUGUUGCGGCCCAGAAGUCACAAGUCCAGGGUGAAGGGUUAUCUGCGUCUGAAGAUGGCCUAUCUGCCCAAACUUGGAGGACCUGAGGAAGAGCCUGGAGACAUGAGGGAGGAGGCUGAGGGAUGGGAUGAGUCCGCUGACUCGGGCUCCCAGCGACCCCAGCAGCUGCUCCCUCCGCUGCCCGCCGGCUGGGAAGAGAAGGUGGACAACCUUGGACGCACCUACUUUGUCAACCACAACAACCGCAGCACACAGUGGAAGCGGCCCUCAAACAUGGACGUGAUUUCAGAGACUGAGAGUGAUAAUCAGCAGCGGCAGAUCCAUCAGGAAGCACAUCGUGUCUUCCGUUCGAGGCGCCACAUCAGUGAAGACCUAGAGAACGAACACAUGGAGCCCAGAGACAUAGACAAUUCCUGGGAGCUCAUCACAGAGGAGGAACCGAGCAACAGCCAGGCCCAGUCGCUGCCCGGCUCCUCCAACAACUUGCCACCACAGCUACCGCCGACACCCGUCCCCCAGGACUUCUCUGAAGAUUUAAAUCUGAGGCUGACGCUCACUCCCGAAACCAACGGCGAAUUGCCGGGGCCCAGCUCUGCUCUGCAGAACCAGCUGUCAAACAGACUCCGAUCCUCGAGUAUGACGGAUGGUGUCAGUGAACAGGCCCUGGCUGCUCCUCUUAUGCAGGGCUCCCAGACCAGAAGAACAAGAGCUCAAACAAUCUCAGGUGGUGAGGAGUCCAUGUCUCCCUCAGCGACUGCUUACGCCUUGACCACCCCCGGCCUGCCCCCUGGAUGGGAGGAGAGGAAGGACGGCAAAGGAAGAACUUAUUACGUCAACCAUAACAGCCGCACCACUACCUGGACUAGGCCCAUUGUGCAGCUGACUGAAGACGGACCCAGCACCUCAGCAGCAGCAGCAGGCGCUGCAGCAGCAGCAUCACCAUCACCAGGAGGAGCCUCGGCCCUGGCACCCCCAUCCACCCCCUCCUCCUCUUCCAAUGCUUCCAACAACCACCUCCAUGAGCCCCAAGUCCGACGACCUCGUAGCCUAAGCUCCCCUACUGUCACCCUUUCCACCCCCUUGGAGGGAGCAAACAACAUUCAGUUGCGGAGGGCUGUGAAAGACACGUUGUCUAACCCGCAGUCUCCCCAGCCGUCACCCUACAGCUCCCCCAAAUCACAGCCCAAAACACAGCAGAGCUUCCUGCCCCCGGGCUGGGAGAUGAGGAUAGCCCCCAACGGACGGCCUUUCUUUAUUGACCACAACAGCAGAGUCACCACCUGGGAGGACCCCAGGUUGAAAUAUCCAGUCCAUUUGAGGAGUAAGAAUUCAAUGGAGCCUGGGGAACUUGGUCCUCUUCCUCCUGGAUGGGAAGAAAGAAUUCAUUCAGACGGACGCACCUUCUACAUUGACCACAAUACCAAGAACACGCAGUGGGAGGACCCUCGUCUGCAGAGCCCGGCUAUCACAGGACCCGCUGUUCCCUACUCCAGAGAGUUCAAGCAGAAAUAUGAUUACUUCAGGAAGAAGUUGAAGAAACCGGCUGACAUUCCCAACCGAUUCGAGAUGAAGUUACACCGGGGCAACAUCUUCGAGGAGUCGUACCGUCGCAUCAUGUCCCUGAAGAGGCCGGACGUUCUGAAGGCGCGGCUGUGGAUCGAGUUCGAGUCGGAGAAAGGAUUGGACUAUGGCGGAGUGGCCCGAGAGUGGUUCUUCCUCUUAUCGAAGGAGAUGUUCAACCCUUACUACGGCCUGUUCGAAUACUCAGCCACAGACAACUACACUCUCCAAAUCAACCCCAACUCCGGCCUGUGCAACGAGGAUCACCUCUCCUACUUCAAGUUCAUCGGACGUGUGGCGGGAAUGGCUGUGUUUCAUGGAAAACUGCUGGAUGGUUUUUUCAUCAGACCCUUCUACAAGAUGAUGCUGGGAAAACAGAUCUCCCUUAAAGACAUGGAGUCAGUGGACAGUGAGUACUACAACUCUUUGAAGUGGAUCCUGGAGAACGACCCCACUGAGCUGGACCUGAGGUUCUGUAUAGACGAGGACAACUUUGGACAGACGUACCAGGUGGACCUGAAGCCCAGUGGCUCAGACAUGGUGGUCACCAAUGAAAACAAAAAGGAAUAUAUAGACCUGGUCAUCCAGUGGAGGUUUGUCAACCGGGUCCAGAAGCAGAUGAACGCCUUCCUGGAGGGCUUCACUGAGCUUAUUAUCAUCGAUCUGAUCAAGAUCUUUGAUGAAAACGAACUGGAGCUGCUCAUGUGCGGUCUAGGUGACGUCGACGUCAACGACUGGAGACAACACUCUGUUUACAAGAACGGCUACUGUCCCAACCAUCCUGUCAUACAGUGGUUCUGGAAGGUCGUACUGUUGAUGGAUGCUGAAAAGAGGAUCCGACUCCUCCAGUUUGUGACGGGAACGUCUCGAGUGCCCAUGAAUGGUUUUGCCGAGCUUUAUGGGUCUAAUGGACCUCAGCUGUUCACCAUCGAGCAAUGGGGAACACCAGAUAAGUUGCCAAGAGCUCACACAUGUUUCAACCGCUUGGAUCUUCCCACUUACGAAUCAUUUGAGGACCUGAGAGAGAAACUCCUCAUGGCUGUGGAGAACGCGCAGGGCUUCGAGGGCGUCGACUAAGGCAGCAGCCUCUGACUGCUUAAAAGCAACCAACAAUUUAAAAUAAAAAAAGAAACAAAAAGCCACAGGCAGAUCGAACCAGCUGCUGUAGCAGUUCUGUGCGAGCAUGUUGUACUGUAACGCCUGACUGUGAGUCACCUCCACGGCACGGUGGCUUGAGACUCUACAGCGAUUUGUCGAGCAACUACGCCUAUGUCUUUAAAUCACUACAGAGUGGGUAGGUCACUCCUUAAAGGUGCUGGGGGAAGAAAGGGAGAGCCACACUGCUGAAUUCUGAAAUCUUUUAUCCGCAGGCAUGAGCGAUGAAUGAGCUGGCCCCUGAUCUGCCGUUUGUUUCCCCUCUAACCUUGUCCUGUGAAAAUCUACAGUGCUGGAAAACACUAAUGCAUUUCAAUAGCUCCUUGUAUACACUAUAGCACAGUAUUUAAGCACCCUUCAAUGCAGUGGAUUUAGCAUGGCCUUAAUCUGGCUUCUAAAUGCACUAUUUUCUGUCAGAAACUGCAAAAGGCCCUAUGAUCACAACUCUCUCAAACACUUAGACCAACACCAGAUUACCUUAGGAAUGCUAGCCAAUCACAGUUCAGGACAUCGGUCACACCCCUCCGUAGAGCCUUUGUUGUGUGAUCAAAAUCGCCGCUGCAGCCUUUUUGUAGUUUUCCCUUUUUUUAGCCACUGGUAAGAAUUCAAGAAAGAGGGAUCAGAUAAUCCCCAAGGUUUUUUUAUAUAGUUUUGUCCUCCUCGAAUAGUGUUUUUUUUCUUUUUUUUUUUAAACGAUUGGUAUAAUUCUUGCAAGAAAAUACUCUUAACUCAUUUGUACUGAUGAACAAUGUUUACUAUUUUGACAAUUCUAUACAACAUGGUGAGUGAAGUGUAAAUCUGGCUAGUCUGGGAAAUAAAUAAUAUCAUUUGUUAUGGCGAUAGCAAAUGUGUUGAAUACAAUGUUUUUUAUCGUAGUGCUAUGAAAGCAGCAUGAAACCGUUUCUUGUGUUUGCUUUGACUACAUCGUAGUAAAUUGGAUAUGUAAUUGGUCGAGAAGGGAAAACACUUGGGGACAGUCCCUCUGAAACGUUUGCGUAAUGAUUAUAUUCUCCUGCCUGUUGCUGUUCAUAAUGCUGUAAAUUGUUCAUGGGGAAAAAAAACACAUUUUAAGUUCUUUCAUGAAUAUAAAUAUAUGUGAAUAUGAAUUUAACAGAAGUAUUACUGAUCAAAAACACUAAAAAUGAAGCUGUGUGCGUGCGAGGGUGUUUGAGAGAAAGCUGUGAUUGCCACUGAAUAUAAAGCAGCACGUUUCUUACAAAGAAAAAUGUUUUUUCUUUUUUUAUGUUUUUGUUUCUCUCCUUUUUCUAACACCAUUGAACCUAAAGGGCACUUUAUAGAUCACUCUGAGGUCAUGUCGCCUAGUGUAUGUCUUUUGUCAUUAACUUGAAUGUGAUUGUUUUUUUCCCAUUCGGAGCACUUAACCUGGUGCAAUAUAAAUAGUCUGUAAAUCUGGGCUGCUGCUAAUGUGGAAAACGUUGACGGAAGUGAAGCAGAAACUUCACAUUUUCUCUCUUCUUUUGUCUCCUUUCACUUUUUUCUCCUCCCUUGUGUCUCUUCCCUCCUGUGAUCCCACCUCCCAAACUGACUCAGUAAAGAGUAGACCUUUUUUUAAUGAAUGACGGGAAAUAUCUCUUUUGUUAAAGAUUCUACCACUCUCUGCAACUCUCUGUGGUUCAUUUAACUUCAGUCAAAUAAAAAUGAAACUUCUCAGAA
Eleginops maclovinus (Patagonian blennie) is the source of this 5620-nucleotide messenger RNA. It is a transcript of the gene nedd4l, whose product is annotated as NEDD4 like E3 ubiquitin protein ligase. The transcript is spliced from 27 exons. The record is from RefSeq and is a predicted model, not a curated record. Gene Ontology annotation, biological process: protein polyubiquitination; regulation of dendrite morphogenesis; ubiquitin-dependent protein catabolic process. Gene Ontology annotation, cellular component: cytoplasm. Gene Ontology annotation, molecular function: ubiquitin protein ligase activity; sodium channel inhibitor activity; protein binding. NCBI's taxonomy places the organism in Eukaryota, Metazoa, Chordata, Actinopteri, Perciformes, Eleginopidae. The coding region runs from base 32 to 3868 and encodes 1278 amino acids.